Brassicogethes aeneus is the source of this 2260-nucleotide messenger RNA. The record is from the annotation of a GenBank genome assembly. NCBI's taxonomy places the organism in Eukaryota, Metazoa, Arthropoda, Insecta, Coleoptera, Nitidulidae.
AUGUACCUGGUGUGUUAUUAUUGGAGAGUUCAGACCACGGCAGAUAAUCUUAUCCUCCUGUAUCUCGGGGUUGUUGGCUAUUUGGGUCUACGCAAUUGGAUCAACUCAGGAGACCUGCAAGGGGGGCUGAGUGACCUGCAAAAUAGUAAUACUUUCCUAAACCAAGUGGCUGGAUCUAAGUUAAGGAGCCACAGCACUACACCUGCAUCAUUUUACAAUGGAGAGAAUAAGUCAAAACCUUUUAUUUAUUCUGUAUUGGGCCAAGUUUUAGUUGGGAAUCUCAAGAUAUUUUGUUCUCAUACAGACCCUAUUCAUGGUAUGAUGAAUCCAGUUGAAUCUCCAAACAAAAAUAAUAGGAAGAGAGCACCUAAACUUACUAAAAGUGGACGACAGACUAAGAAACCGAAAAAGUUAGAAGAAUUCACGUCCGCAUCUUCGAAUGACGAAAUCUUUCGUUCUCCUGGGUGCUGCAAAGGGACCAAAUCAAACCAAGUCAAGACGAUACGCGCCAAAAUGGAUCAUUUAAAGUCUAUGAUUGAGAAUAAAUUGCUUUUGAAAAAUUUCACGUCGUUGACCAAAGAAUCUAGGGUGGCCAAUGUAAAACAGUUUGAUGAAAACUUUAAUCCUGAAUCAAUAACUACCGCUGACACCCCUUUGUCUAGGACAGCAGCUGCAUGUGCUGGUUCUUUUUGUUUAUCGCCCACCAUUGGGUCAAAAAUCUCUGAAACACCAAGCCAUGGAAGUGAAUACAUAAAUGAUGUGGGAAAAUAUAUGAAGGAAACAUCACAAAAAGCCCAAACACCGGAAGAACCCGACCUGGAUUCCUAUCUGCUGUCAAAUCGAAGCGUAUUUACUAAUCGUCAACCGUUGCGGGAUUUAAAUAACUCAACUACUUCAACUUUUGCAGACAGCUAUUUUAGCCAACUGAAGAAGAUGUUUAGUUUAAUCGGAGACAACCAGCGGCAAAUCCUGUCCAAUCAAACCACAAUAAUGUCAAAUCAAGACGACAUAAUAUCUACCAUCCAGAAAGUCGAUGAAAAAGUAACAAACCUUGAAAAUGCGGUCCAGGUGAUGUCCACGGCACGAGGAAAUCAGAUAGACCCCAAUAAACCAGAAAUGUACCCCUGCAUGUCAUUGGAGGAUUUUAGAAUUGCUGAAGAAGACCAGGAAGAAUCCUCUCGUAAAUUACUUGAAAGUUAUUUGGGAAGCAUGGGGGCAGAGAAUGUCCGAGCUUUUAUUUCCAUGGCAAUGAAGGAAAUAUUGUCUGACAACGUUGUUGAACAAUUUACCGUCAACGGAAAUCGUGGGAAGAAAGAAUUUGGGAGCUCAAAACAUGCAGCUCUCAUCUUGCGCGCAGCCAGAGAAUGCAAACUCUUCGAGGGACCUCUUACUCGAACCGAAUUUCUUCGCGAACUUCGAGAAGUGUUUCGUUCAACUAAGCAAAGGGUUAAAAAUAAAAGGGAAGGCGACAGAGGAGUCGACGUGGGAACAUUAUUGCAAGAAGCAGCGGUAUUAACACGUCAUCUACAAGAGAUGGAGGACGGAGAUGGAUCCGACGGAUCAAUCAAUGAAGAUGGCAGAAGACGUUACAAAUUAGACGCUUCUCGACCGGCAAGAAAAUUGUGUGGUGGUGCCAUUAUUUUAAAGGCAAUUUAUGAAGAACCAGAAUUACAGUCCACUCCGUCUGAAAAUAAGCAAGGUAAGUCACUAGGGGUUGUCUCGUUUAUUUUUUUUAAUCUUUUACGCAACACAAAUAUUAACGGACCUACAAGCAUUGGUCAAAAAUUGAAAAAUAGGUUAUAUCUCCUAAGCAAAUGCGAAUCGAAAAAAUUCGAAAUUUUCAUCAGUUCCGAGGAUGCAGCCUGGUUUAACGGCGAAGUCAAAAUCGAGGAAAACAUAGAACGAGUAAGAAGGGCUUUCUACAAUGAUAUGGAAAACAUCCCUCUCUUCUUCAUAGCUGCUCUGGCAUAUCUCUUCACCGACCCACAACUAUGGCUCGUCAACAGCUUGUUUAUUGUGUUUCUGGUUGUUAGGGCGCUGCAUUCUUUUGUUUAUGCAGUGUAUGUGAUUCCACAGCCGACUAGAGCCAUAUUAUGGUUUAUUGGUUUUGCAAUUACGGGAUAUAUGGCGAUACACUCCGCCAUAAAUGCUUUUGUUGCAGGAUAUGUUGAUGUUUAAGUAUUAUUUAAUUAAGUUAUUAUUUUUUUAGGUUUAUAAUAAAAAUAUAUCUUCUUAAAACUACCUUUUGAUAAAGUCAUAA